Molecule: messenger RNA, 1224 nt
Organism: Lingula anatina
Lineage: Eukaryota; Metazoa; Brachiopoda; Lingulata; Lingulida; Lingulidae
Product: CAI-1 autoinducer synthase-like
Source: RefSeq, a predicted model, not a curated record
AUGACAAUAAAGAGAUGGAAGGGAGGCCAGUUACCAGGGCAACACUCCAAGGAGCUAGCCGCAAGGACCAAGGCGGCUUACUCUCCAUUUGAAACAUUAAACAAAUACGAGAGCCACGUGGAUUUGUUCUCUUGCGACUAUCUUGGACUUGGUCAAAACGAGGAGCUUAAUCGGGUACACGCCGACGCGAUUCUCCGUCACGGAAUGGACCGAAUCUGUUCCUGCGUUGUCUCACACCCAGUCGAUUCUCCCGUUAAGGAUACAGAGGGGGCCGUGGCACGGUGGCUGAAGAGCGAAAGUGCUGCCCUCACCUACUCCUGCACAGCAGCAAACAUUGGAGCCAUGGAGAUAUUGCUAAAAGGAAACAAGCGACCAGUCUACGUGGACCGUUUUGCUCAUGCGACACUUCAAGUUGGGGUGACUUUUGUCGGUGCUGCUGGGAGAUUGCAUGUGUUUCACCACAAUGAUCUGGAUCACCUCCGAUCACUGAUAACCAAAACAGGGAGCGGAGUGGUAGUCGUGGACUCGAUUUACAGCACUAACGGCGAAGAGGCGCCGAUGGCCGACUUGGUAAACAUGUGCCACGACCUUGGUUGCAUCCUCGUUGUAGACGAGAGCCACGCACUUGGCGUAAUAGGGGAGCAAGGUGAAGGUUUAGUCGCACAUCUUGGUCUCGAAGACGGCGUUCAUGUAAGAACCACAUCAUUACAUAAAAGCCUUACCUGUGAUAAUGGAGUCAUUGCCAGUAGCCGUGACGUAACUGACUGCUUCAACCACGCCACAACGUUAGGGAUAUUCAGCAAUGCCAUGCAAAUCUCUGGCGCAAUGAGAGUGAAAAAGGCGAUGGAGUUGGCAAUGCAGGCAACUGAACAGAGAGAGAACUUACAAAAGUUGUCUAAAUCAUUUCGACAGCAACUUAAAGAAGCCGGUUUCUCUGUAAGGGGGGACUUCAAACAUCCCAUAGUAUCUGUUGUUGUCGGUCAGACUGAAAAGGCGAUUGGCAUACACCACUAUCUUUGCUCUAAGGGAAUAUAUCCAUGGAUUUUUGGUUACCCGGCGACCCCAAAAGACGGAGCCAUGGUGAGAUUUGUGAUCAACCAUUAUUUGACGCCAGAGAAACUCGCCUACACCGUUGAAACAAUGAGAAAUCUCAAAGAUGAUCUAAAGACAUGUUCUGGCAUGGGAAGAGGGGAAGAAAGUGUAAUCAGUCAAGAUGUCGUAUAA